GGAACAUCGAAUGCAACACUAUUUCCUGUUCAAAGGCUAUAUCGUCAGUGCGAACCAAAGACAUUUUAAUGUGUUUUAUAUUCAGGUAUUUGUUUGGUUCUAUUUAGAACUUGUUUCACGAGCUAAGACAAUAUAGACUGCUUUCUAGCAAUGUUUUGGGAAUAUUUCAAUGCCGCUCGACGACUCGGAAAUUCAGCGGGAUCUACGAGCGAGUGAGAAACAUGGACAACUCUGUCACCCUGUGGCAGUUCCUUCUCCAGCUCUUAUUGGAUUCCAAUAAUGAGCAGCUAAUCUGCUGGACCAAUGAGGAAGGGGAGUUCAAACUGCUGCAGGCAGAGGAAGUGGCCCGGCUGUGGGGAGCCCGUAAGAACAAGCCUAAUAUGAACUAUGACAAACUCAGCAGGGCUCUCAGAUACUACUACGACAAGAACAUCAUAAAGAAGGUGAAUGGUCAGAAGUUUGUCUAUCGCUUUGUGUCCUAUCCUGACAUCCUGAAAGGAGAUGUUGCUAUCCGAUCAGAGAGUGGGGAUGUUGGUGUUGGGGGCAUCCCUCCCCAAACAAGAAGGGACAGCACUCUACUGGAGGGUGAGUCUGGUGACAGAGCCAAGAUAGGAGGCAGGACAACGGCUCUGGGUUCCAGCACCAAGCAGUCGAGCCGUAACGACUACAUCCACUCUGGCCUGUACACCUCCUUUACGCUCAACUCGCUGCAAAAUGGACGCCAGCUCUUCAAGUCCAUCAAAAUGGAGAACCCUGCAGAAAAGAUAGCGGACAAGAAAGGUCUCACUGCCACAGUCCAGACCCAGGAAUCCAUGCCUCAGCCACAGCAGCCAACUGCUUUGCCAUCUGUAAUCAAGUUUGGAAACACCCCUCCAAAGCCAGCACCAGCACCACCACCUCAGGUUGCCAUUGAGCCAACUCUAAUGUCCAACCACAUGGAUCCUUUGCAAGCUCCACCCCAGAGAGCUGAAGAAAUCAGCACACACUCCUCCCUGCCACCCCAGUCCGUCUACUCAUUUGAACACAUCCGCCCCUCAGAGCCAGCAUUCAGCCUAUCAGACCUGACCUCAGCCAGCCCGUCUCCAAGAUUAGUGCCUGACUCCUCCCAGGAGCUGGUGAUUGACAGCAGCAUUGAGUCUGGAUCAUCUCAACCCACAGAUGCUCAGGCACUGGAGGCCAUGGAUGCUCACGCACAAGAAAAGGUGGACAGUGGCAUCGGUCUGUCUGGAGAUGAGACCAGUUUGGUGGACACUGAAACCAGUUCAUCCUCAGUGAGCAGCUGCACCACAGUCUGCACUCAGAGCUCAGGAAAGACACGCAAGCCCCCGAAAAUCCUGCAGAUCAGCCCGCCAGCUCUGCUGGUCACGACCUCUGACUUCUCUCCCAUGAACCUCUGCAGCCCCUCUCUGCCUACUGCUUCUCUCACACCAGCAAUGCUACAGACUCCCACUCUGUUGCUGACUCCCAGUCCUCUGCUCUCCAACAUUCACUUCUGGAGUACACUCAGUCCGGUCGCUCCACUCAGCCCAGCCACACGGCGCCAGGGAGCCCACCUGUUCCAAUUUCCAACGGUCCUUACCCCCCAGUUUCAGAUCCCUGUACACAGUCUGGACGGGACCAACACACCCGGCCCCAUUUCACCAGACCCUCAGAAGACAUAGGCUUAACUCCCCUACAGCAUCUCUAUAGUUGGAUGCAGACAGCUUGACAUCUUCCCCUCUUCAGCUCCCACAUAUAGGACAAUCACGUGGGAGCUCAGCCAUUGCCAUUCCCCAUCACUCUGGUGCUUUACAGUUCACUGCCACAGAAUUCACACUACAAUCUGCUGCAUGGAGGGAGAAUCCACGGAUGCUGAACUGUCCAAGUUUGAUGGAGGAGAGUAACACAUUGGUUUCAUAGCAUUUACACGUUCAGAAUGCUAUUGUGUACUAAUAUACAUUGAUGCCAUCUCUCCUAUGCACUUAUGGAUUCAUUUUGUCUGGCUUUUUGGGAUCAUCAGUCACAAUCAUUUAAAAAGGGGAAAUUUCCAUGGCAGCAGUUGGUGCAUGCGGACUGGACCCAAAGCAGCCACAAUCGUGUUCAUAUACACAGAGCAGUGGGAUUGAAUCUUUCCUCUUAUAGAAUUUUCUUUUUAUCUUGUGCAACAGUGUCACUGCCAAAAAAGACACGUUUUCUGUUAUCAGCUUCUAUCCUGAUUUCUCCUCUGUUUCCUUUUGCACUCUGUCUUAACUUUUACUCUUGUUCAAGGGUAGUGCUUUAACCUGAUAAUCUGCAUGUUUACCUGCAACUUAUUUUAGCACUUACCCAGCUCUCAACCUAACCUUAAAUGUCAAGACUUGCCUCAGCUGCUCUGAAAUGUUGGCUAACUAUAGCCAUGUCCAGCAGGACUUUUACCUUGACUGUCUUACCGUGUGUGGCCAUAAUCUGAGGUGAGCCGUAAAUGCCUGUAAUAUAUGUGUGUGUGUGUGUGUGUGUGUGUGUGUGUUUGUAUGCGUGCCCGUGCGCGCACGUGUGUGUGUGUGUGUGCACGAAUAUCCCUGAAAGCUAGUGAGGUCUGCCUCCAGCUAGUAAGGUUUCAGGUGGGAAUGAAACAAAGGAAAGCCAUAACGCUUUCUGUGCAUCAACUUUGCAAGCAACACAUAAACCCUGUGUUUGUUACUGCUCUGCUGUUGCCUUUUUAAAUGACCCUGAAAGCAGCUAGACUCCAGGCAUCAUAUUAGACAUUUAUUAUAAGGUUUUAAAGAUAAAAGUUGUGGGGAAAUGGUACAUUUUCAAGGAAUAGGUAAAAAUUUUAGGAAUUGUGCUUAUUCAACUGAUUGCUGAGAGUGAGUUGAGAAGAUCAGUGCCACUCAUGUCAGUGUGGUAAAUAUGUAGGUGGAGCUGGCAGUCACUCUGCUCAGCUCAGAGUUUGGAAACAGGGCGACAGCUUGCCUGGCUCCAUCUGAUGGUAACAUAAUCUGCCUACCAGCCCUCGUAAAACUGUUUAAAGAUGUUUAAUCCAUACUGUAGGUGUGUUUAAAAGCAAACUGUAAAAACAUCUGUUUACUGCUUAACGGGCGGUAUGUGCUGCACUAUUUGUUGGCUGCAUACACAGUAUGCAUUAAGAGAUAUCUGUACCUCCUGUUUCCACUCUUUAUGCUAAGAUAAGCUAACCAACUCCUGACUCCAGUUAUGCUGUACUGGUAUCAGUCUUCUAAUUGAACUUGGGUAAGAAACCGAAUAUGUAUAUUUCCCAGCUUGUCAAUGGUUUGACAAAGUCCAGUUGGACUUUAAAACAGACAGAAUUGUUCUGCACAAAGCCAAAUUGCAGUGGACAUUGAAGCCUUGUGGAUUGUUCACAGGCCAUCUCAGUUUUUUUGUUGUUACUGAACAGGCACUUUUUAUCUUGUUGCAUGCAGUGUCAGUGCAUUUCUUUAAACUCAAAUUGAACCUCCAAAUCUUAGCUGCUAGACUCAAACAGUCUGGCAUUAACCAUUGCCUCGCCUUAGCCAUGUGAAACACAUCAACCUUUAAUCAAGAGGACUGUAGAAACCUUUUGGAGUGUUUAAGCACCUUUGUCUCCCCUAAAAAGCCUGGUAUGCAUCAUCAGCCCUGAAAGGGUUUUCUAAAUGACUUUGAAGCCAUAGGUCUGAGACACAGACUCAAAAAAAGGUCAAUCCCACCUUUCUAUGCUAUUAAGCAUGGAUAUUGUGCAUCCCAUUUGUUUACACAGUACUUAGCUAGAAAAUGCUAGUGUGUGUGUUUACCUAAGUGUCACUUUGUAACCCAGGCAUGGAGGGUUGGGGGUGGGGUGGGGGGCUGUGCUUACUUUUACUCAACUGACUUUUGCCCCCUCAGCCUGCGGUCCAUCACAUUAAUAUAUGGUGCCUUACCACAGCCAAGCCCAAGUUUAUCUCCCCAAAGUGGAUGGAGUGCUAUCAUUUAAAAGUUAGCACUGAUCUAAUGAUAUACGACAGCUUUCCUCUUUGUUUUUAUGCCCUAUCUUUGCGUAGACCAAACCAGAGCCUCAGAAGUUUGUAAAACUUCACAGGGAUGUUUUGUGUGCACGUACAUUGCAGCUUGGUCUGCCAUGAUGUUUGUGUUGCAGGAGUGUACAUGUGCUGCAGUGUUCAGCUUGGAUGCAUUAUUGUAUAUA
This is a messenger RNA of Monopterus albus (swamp eel), 4135 nucleotides long. It is a transcript of the gene elk4, whose product is annotated as ETS transcription factor ELK4. Gene Ontology annotation, biological process: cell differentiation; regulation of transcription by RNA polymerase II. Bases 222 to 1661 code for a protein of 479 amino acids. Gene Ontology annotation, cellular component: nucleus. The record is from RefSeq and is a predicted model, not a curated record. The transcript has 6 exons. Gene Ontology annotation, molecular function: sequence-specific DNA binding; DNA-binding transcription factor activity, RNA polymerase II-specific. NCBI's taxonomy places the organism in Eukaryota, Metazoa, Chordata, Actinopteri, Synbranchiformes, Synbranchidae.